Messenger RNA from Anopheles moucheti, 417 nucleotides. Its product is annotated as mitochondrial import inner membrane translocase subunit Tim10B. The transcript has 2 exons. Gene Ontology annotation, cellular component: mitochondrial intermembrane space chaperone complex. NCBI's taxonomy places the organism in Eukaryota, Metazoa, Arthropoda, Insecta, Diptera, Culicidae. The record is from RefSeq and is a predicted model, not a curated record. The coding region runs from base 64 to 417 and encodes 117 amino acids.
GAACUGUCAAACGCAUGUGUUCAAUUAAAUAACAUGUAAACAAAUAGAAAAGCGACCGCAAGAAUGGAUUACGAACUGCGAAAUAUCAAAGACUUUCUGCAGCUUUACAACAAAAUCACCGACAUGUGUUUUAAUGCAUGCGUGGACAACUUGUACGGCCGUGACUUAACCCGGGCGGAAAUAUCAUGUGCCGACAAUUGUGUUCUCAAGUUUACCAACGUAAACCAGCGAUUGCUGAAGGUUUAUGUAGGCGUGCAGUCAGAUAUCAAUCAGAAAAGAAUGGCCGAAGUAGAGGCACAGCAGGCGAAAAUGAUGACCGAAGCACAGCAACAGCAGCAGCUGCAGCAACAAGCAGCACUUCAAAGUACUCCUGAAAUUACUGGCGCUCCCAGCACUACCGAACCUACCGUGGCAUGA